AUGGCGGCGCCCAGCUGGGGCGUGCUGCGCCCCCGGGUUCGGGGCAGUCUCCUCUGUCUCGUCCUAAAGCCAUUUUGUACCGCCGCCGCUGCUGCUGCCUCUAAGCCCCUGGACGCCCAGCAGUUAGCGGAGAAGCUCCGAGCCCAGAAACAAGAACAAAAGGCGAAGAAGGAGCCGGAGCUCAAAAACCCGGUCCAGCGGAGAGUGCACGAACUAGUGCGGUUCACGCAGCAGUUGCAACGAGUCCACCCCAACGUGCUCGCUAAGGCACUGAGCCGGGGGAUUGUCCACCAGGACAAGGACCUUGUGGUCAUCAAUAAGCCCUAUGGUCUCCCUGUGCAUGGUGGCCCUGGGGUCAAGCUCUGCAUCAGUGAUGUCCUGCCUAUCCUGGCAAAGGUGCUUCAUGGCCACAAGGCAGAGCCCCUGCAUCUGUGCCACCGGCUCGACAAGGAGACUACAGGCGUCAUGGUGUUGGCUCGGGACAAGGAGGUGGCACACCAGGUCCAAGAGCUCUUCAGAACCCGGCAGGUGGUGAAGAAGUACUGGACCAUCACUGUGCGCAUCCCUGUGCCCUCAGCAGGCGUCGUGGAUAUCCCCAUCGUGGAGAAGGAGGUGCAAGGGCAGAAGCACCACAAGAUGACGCUGUCCCCGAGCUACCGCAUGGACAACGGGAAGAUGGUGAAAGUGCGGGCCAACCGGAGUGCUCAGGUGGCUGUGACUGAGUACCAGGUGCUGAGCAGCACCGUGUCCUCCGCCCUUUUGGAGCUCCACCCUAUCACUGGAGUAAAACAUCAGCUUCGUGUUCACCUGUCUUUUGGAUUGGAUUGCCCAAUCCUUGGCGAUCAUAAGUACUCGGACUGGAAUAAGUUGGCCCCUCAGAAGCUGUCUGCCGGCACUCUGCGGAAGCUGGGGCUGCCACAGGCGAAAGCCCGCCACCUCCCUCUGCACCUGCAUGCCCGCCAGCUCAUCCUGCCUGCCCUGGGGUCCAGGAAGGAGGAGCUCAACCUGGUCUGCAGUCUCCCUCGCUACUUUGUACGCUCUGUGAGCCGCCUGGGCCUAAAGCUGCCGAGUCAGGAUCCAGACGAGCUACAAAGCUGA
Molecule: messenger RNA, 1098 nt
Organism: Pipistrellus nathusii (Nathusius's pipistrelle)
Lineage: Eukaryota; Metazoa; Chordata; Mammalia; Chiroptera; Vespertilionidae
Source: the annotation of a GenBank genome assembly